CGACAGUCGAUAUUGCGCACCGUAAGGAAAUUUCAGAAAGAAAAUCCCUCGGACGUACGUACGUGUAUCCUCCCAGCUUAUCUUAUCUGAGGAAUUGACACGGUGCCUCUCGUCAGAGCUCCGUUGUUGCGAUCAGUUUUCUUCUGAAAGUCGCGUGGCUAACUCGCCGAGUCACGUGAAUUCGCGCGUUCGCGGACGCGUUUUAGGAUUUCGCUCGGCUAAAUCGCGCGACGAAAGUGCGACCCGCCUCCUCUCGUCUCCUCUCGUCUCCUCUCGUCACCGGAAACGUCCGUCUGUUCGUUUAUCUCGAGAAGUACACGCGACCUAUCGCAUUCUGUACAUUCUUCCGACGUUGUUCUCGCUGAGAGGGUAAGACGAGCUUUUCAUGGGGAAAUCUCGUCGCUUUCAACCCAUCGUCCACUUUUCUGCGAACAAUGUUCGAUGAAACUCCCCGAUCGAAGAACGGGGAUCGUGUGUACGAAUCGGUAUUGCACCUGGGAAAUCGGUUGACGCUGGAACCAGGCAGGUGAUCACCCUCCCCAGAAUGUCAUUUGCAGAUAUUGAAAUUGAAGAUGCGAGAGAUUGUAGAAUGUGUAUCUGUACAGGCGCGAGGACCAGAGACUCUCGAAAUCUCGAAUUUUGUUGGAAUUUUCUGAACUAAUUUAACGAAAAUCAAUGUUGUUCGUUACCCACGGAUCAAAGCAAACUAUUUUGCUAUUAUCAAUGUAUUAUCAAAUGAAAUUUCCACCUCAAGUAGAAUGGAGAAUUUUGUUGUAUUUCUUACAAAUUGUCGAUAGUAAAAUAUUACACGAGCUUAGUAAGUAAAUAGUACGCCAAGGGGUUAAAUCAAGUGGUGACUGAAGGUCACCUUUCGAGUGCUAAGGGUUGAAUUCGGAUUGAUGGCAGAGAGUACAAGUUUAUCGGUGAAGUACAGAAAGACUAUCUCGUAGGAGUUUCCAAAAAUCACAGGGGCGAAGGUUCUUUAUGAGGAAAAGUCGGGGUGGGGAAUGGACCGUAAUUAUCCUCUCUCGGCAGGGUAGUUGUCGCAGGUCAUAUGCGUGUAUAUAUAGUAGGAGCGAAGGUGAUUCUGAUUAGUAGUAAGGUUUUUCACCUGCACGCACCUCGAGGCUACAGGAGUGUUCACGACGGAGUUGAGUUUAACACCGGAGAGUAUCAUCAUGAGCAUCGAAGGCGAAGACGUGGACCAGAAAUACCUAGCAGGAAGCGCCGAGAUUCCCGAGUACCAACCGGAGAUCGAUCCGGAAGUCGAGUACCGAGACUUCACGGAGGAGAAGCUGUGGACCCCGAACGAGGACGUGAACGCGUGGAUUCCUUUCUACAUGUUCAUGGCUCGCGCCGUCUUGACGUUCGUCCAAGAGAAGACGGGAAUCCCCAACAAAGAAGCGAUGGAGAACUCCUGCAUCGGUUACGCCGAGCAGUACGUCACCGAUGUUCUGCACGACUCCGAGUAUUCAGCAGAGAUCGCAUUGAAGACGCUCGUAUCAAAACAGCUACCGAACAGGCUGAUCGCGAAAUGGACGCAAGCUGAAAUUGAGCUGUUCUCCCAAGGACUCGCCAGGCACGGGAAGAACUUCUCGAAGAUACAAAAGGACGUUCUAACUUGUAAAGACACGAAGGAGAUCGUGGAGUUCUACUACACGUGGAAGCGGUCCGAGUCAGCGAAGAUGUUCCGGAGUUGCCGUGACCGAGGUCACGUGUACAGCAGACGUUCCCUUCUGUCGACGAAACUCGUCGCCGGCGACCUGUCGUUUUCGAAGGUGAUGACCCGCAGUGCGACCGCCGCGUCGAAGACCAGUGCCUCGGACGACAAUGGAAUCGAGCGAACGCGGCUCCUCCGCGUCGUCGACUCCGCGGAGACGCCCUCGAAGCGCAAGAGGAAGCGACACAGCGACCCUACACCGAUUCGAUGAUGGCGCCUUUCGCAGCGGCAGCUUAGCUGUAAAAUUCAGUGCUGUGCAUCGUGACGUGUCGAGAUGAUUGUAAAUAACCGUCGUGAAUAUAUAUAUUUUUAGACGAUACGUGUACGUUUUCGACCGGGCCUCCGAUCAGUGACGAACGUGCAAUAAACAUGAUGUUUCGAAUAUUUCAGUUUAUUCCAUUGGGUCGGUUGUUAAAUAAAAUUCUCGUGUUGGAUGCUAGCACACUGUAAGGAUGUAGCGGCGAGACUCCUCGGUGUCUGUACGCUCGCGGAGCGUCUCGGAUGCGAACGGAAAGUCGAGACGGCCGUGCUCCGGAAUACUCUAAUAUUACUGAUUCAGUCGCGCCGCUCUAUGGCACGUACCUGUGAUACGCGGCGCGUUUCACAUGCAUCUCGUUCCCCGACCGAUUCGCGCGUACAGGAUCCUACGUAUAUGAUUCGAUCUAUGGGGGAACGCGAACAGCUUCGAGGUCUCGGUGUCUACGCGGUUUAUCACAAUACGCAUCGGGCGAUAUAGGUUCGUUCGGUGUGUCCUCGUGGUUUACAUGUUCUCUGCGAACGUUCACCGACGCGUGUGUCAAACGUCGAGUCGGCAGUGGUUCCGUCGCGGAUCCGUCGAGAACGCGAAUCAACGAAAACGACCGAACGGAUAGAGAAGGGAAAUUAUUCUUUCGUAACGCACCGUCCGUGAUCGUCCGUCGUUACAUACACGCGUGUAGACUUGCACACAUACGCGCAGACACGCACAUAUACACAUCCGUGGGCGCACGCACAUCGCUACCGCGUUUGCCGCGCAGCAUCACACGUAUUUUUCGUGCCCCGACCAUUCCUUACUUGAAUCGCCACGAAAAUUAAAGAAAACUAACAUAUCGUAUUACUUGAGUCGACGAGUUCGAUCGUUUGCAAUGGCCUCGCGCAAGAGAAGAAACAGAUGAACCGACGCGAUCGACCGAUCUCUCUCGACGCGCGACAGUCGCCGUUGAUUCGCGCGUGAAUCGUCGCUGCUUGUUACUUUUUAUAAUAGCGAAUAACAUAAAUACAUUAUUAAGAAUACUAGCAAGAAACAUAAGUGUACUUUAUUCGACAAGCCCCUCUCGUUUCACUCUCGACGCGGAAUCUUCGAG
This is a messenger RNA of Nomia melanderi (Alkali bee), 3063 nucleotides long. Its product is annotated as arginine-glutamic acid dipeptide repeats protein. Gene Ontology annotation, molecular function: transcription corepressor activity; histone deacetylase binding. NCBI's taxonomy places the organism in Eukaryota, Metazoa, Arthropoda, Insecta, Hymenoptera, Halictidae. Gene Ontology annotation, cellular component: nucleoplasm. The record is from RefSeq and is a predicted model, not a curated record. Gene Ontology annotation, biological process: negative regulation of transcription by RNA polymerase II.